AAAUUGCCUUUAAGAUCAGAUACUCAUUUUGAAUUGAGGCAUAUCAGGAUAAUGUUGGCUGUGCAUGUUGCAUAUUGAUCUUUGUGGAGCGUUUUUACCUCAGUGUGGUAAAUAAUAUAAUCUUUGUCGACAUUGACAGCGUUGUUGAUACUUGGAGUUGUAAUUUCAGAUAAUCAGCUAGGUUUGCAUUGCGAUUUGGGAUAUCUUCUGCGACUUGUAAUUGAAAAAUUAGUUGUGAAUUGUGGAUUUUAUUGUGGAUUUGAAAUAAUUUUAGGUUUAAUUGGCCGCAUGAUAGUUAGUAUUUGUGAAAAUUAUGAUUUAUCAAUUAUUUAUUGUGAUGAAAUAGUGUUUAAGAAAUAUUGGCUAAUUCAGAGUGAAUAUUAGGAAGAAAUACGAUACAUCAGAAUGGAAAUGAUUAGGUGUAAAUUGUGUUAAUUUUGUGUUUAUUCACUUAUAGGUGUGCUAUAAUUGUAUUGCUGUUUGUUUAUUGUGUAGUGAAUAUUUUGAGUGUUUUUAUGAAAAUCAAUCUGGAUUAAAAAGUAAAUUCCGUUUAUUAUUGUGAUGAAAUUCUUCUUAAAUGGGAUGAUAUAACCAAAGGAUGAGUGAUGUCACGGUUUGUUAAGAAGUGCCCGUGUCUGCGGCCAAAGAUCCAGGAGGAGGUGCGCACGCUUGACUACCGCCACUGCAGCCUGCGCGACGUGCCUGGCGAGGUGUUCAGCUAUGAACGCACACUGGAGGAACUUCUAGUAGACUCCAACCAGAUACAGGACCUGCCACGAGAGCUGUUUUACUGUCAUGGCCUCCGUAAGCUGAGUAUCAGUGACAAUGAGAUCAAGCAGAUACCAGGAGCCAUUGGGCAGCUCAUCAGCCUGGAGAACCUCGACCUCAGUAAAAAUGGUGUAAUUGAUAUCCCAGAAAACAUCAAGACCUGCAAGUAUCUACAGGUGGUGGAUGCUAGCAUAAAUCCCUUGGGGAAAUUACCUGAAGGAUUUUCACAGCUGCCUAAUCUCACUCAACUGUACUUGAAUGAUACAUUCUUGGAUUACCUCCCUGGAAACUUUGGAAGGUUGACCAAAUUGAAGGUGCUGGAAAUCCGCGAGAAUCACCUGAAAACAUUGCCCAAGUCGUUCUCUCGUCUUAUUGAACUGGAGAAGUUGGACAUCGGGCACAAUGAGUUCACAGAACUGCCUGAUGUCAUUGGGAGCCUAUCUAGUCUACUGGAGCUAUGGUGUGACCACAAUCAGAUUCAGUCCAUUACUCCAACAAUCGGGAACCUCAAGCAACUUAUGUUUUUUGACGGCUGCAAGAAUGUGAUCCACAGUCUUCCCAGUGAGAUAGAAGGCUGCGUUUCAUUGGCUGAUCUCCACCUGACAACCAAUCGAAUCCAGGCUCUGCCAGACACCAUCUGUAACCUUGGCAACCUGACCACUCUCAAGGUGGAUGACAACUGUCUCGCAGUGUUGCCUCAGAAUAUGGGAGCGUUACAAUCUCUGUCAGAGUUGAAUGUCAGUGCCAAUGCCCUCACAGAGUUGCCUCCCUCCCUGGGGUUGCUAAGAUACCUCCGCACUCUCUACGCAGACGACAAUGAGCUCGCUUACAUUCCUGCAGAGAUCGGUAGCUGCACGGGUAUCACAGUGCUGUCCUUGAGGUGCAACAAGCUGCCCUACAUUCCGGACGAGAUAGGACACAUUCCCCGCUUACGAGUUCUCAACUUGAGCACCAAUCAGCUUGUCUGUCUGCCAUUUACUAUCACCAAGUGUAAACAGCUUCAGGCCCUGUGGUUGUCAGAAAACCAGACUCGGCCCCUGGUUCCCCUGCAGUCGGAGCAUGAGCCUGACACCGGCAGGAAGAUUCUCACCUGCUACCUCCUGCCUCAGAGGCCUGCACAGGACUCAGGAGAAGGUGGUGACACAGACAGCUUCCACGCCUCUAUGUGGGACGAGGAGAGGCGCAAUAGACAGCAGAUACACUUUGAGUUUGCAGACGAAUCAGAUGUCGAUGGUAACUUUAUCAGACAGCCUACGCCCUACCCUAAAGAAAUGCGGGAAAAAGCACGCCACCUGAAAAAUCUCGCCUUACGUCAACAGAUGAGCAAUGGUCAAGGGUCAAGGUCACAAGGGGAGGAUAAUCCAGGAUAUGAAGAGAAAAUGACCUUUGUCUUUAAGAUGUCUCCCUCCAUGGAAAGGCUAACAAUUAGCAAGGAAAUGGACAGUGCAGACGUUCGGACUCGUGAAAUUCUUGCUCAGAAACCUUUGUCGCCGUCGUUGCAUGAUCCCUACAGUCUAUUUAAGUUUGAUAAGGAAAAGCAUGCUCGUGACAAGGCUAGAAUGCAGCAUCGUCAUGACAACGAAGAGGAAAUGAGGUCACCACAUAAGGCAGGUAGCCGAGAAAACUCACCUGCAGCAUCUGACAGGAGUUCACGUAAAGGAAAAGAAAAGCGGUCAAAGUCGGAGAGCACUGAAGAUGACGGAGGUUUCCAGGAACGGAGAGUCACCUCCCCUGGUUCUACGCCUGACGUUCCCAUGGUAACAGAGGAGAGACGUGCUUCACAACCAUCAACCAGACAGAAGUUCACAUACUGCUCCCCUGAAGAAUUGUCUGAGAAUCUUUCAUCGAGGUCUGGGGACCACAGGCAUGGUAGUCACCCAAGGUCACACCGACACCGGAGGAUGCGUGAAUACGACUCUGAUACCGGUUACCGCAGCGACCAGGAGCUGAUGAAGUUUCGUCAUCAUCAGCAACAGUUGUACCAGCAGCACAGUGACAAUUACAGUGAAAUAAUUCCAGUGAACCGGACUAGGGGUCGUCGUAGAGACGGCUACUCCAGUGACCUUGAGGGUUACUCUCAGAGGGCAAUGGUGGCAGCAUACAGGGAACAAAAUACUCUUGAUCACCCCUCCCCGCAUCGCUCCCAGAUGCAUCCAUCAUUUAAUGAUGGUAGAUCUCAAAGCAAUCAGAGCAUUGCUGUGCGAAAUGAUGAACUGUAUGAACAGAAUCCUAUGCAACCGUCCUCUCCAAGCCCUUUACAGCGGAGGAAUGUGAUUGACCAGUCGACCCCUGUGACCCCCAUGUCUGCCAGGCGGGACUAUGGGAAGACAGAUCCCGACCCAGUGUCCAGUCCGAUGAGCAACAUGUCACUUGUGGACCCUGAAAACAGAUACAUGCCCACAUCACCCCCACAGUCCCAGCCUGGAAACACCAGAGAUGACCGUCCAGUUCCUCCCUACAAACCUGCCCCACCAUACUUGGCGUCCCAAGGUGCUAGAAAGCUCCCCUCGACCCCUAAUAGGACAUCACCAUAUGGGGCAUCACCGUAUGAUGCCCGUCCUCGCGCUUCCCCUAUGAAGGAUUAUCAUCAGCGAAUGCCUGAUAUCCAAGAACUCAGGGACAGUCGAUCUGACCUUUCAACCCAGAGGUCAAGGUCAUACCAGAAUGGCAUUGACCUUGAAGCUCUGAAUUACCGAAAUAGUGUUAAUAUUAGUAGUGAUCCUAAUUAUAUGCAAGAUUCUCCGCGGACACCUACCAUGCAGAGUGGCAAUGUGUUAUCUAGGUCAUUUCAGGGUCAUCACCUAGGUGAGGUGACCCCUGCCUCUUCCAAGGACUCUGGUAACUCAAGUUACCAUGACAGAACUAUUGGUGAAUCCCCCGUGGACAUGAGGAACUCCCCUCUCUCAGGAAUUAAUGAAAGGCGAAACUCAAGUAGAAACUCGCCCUUGGACUAUAGCAGUGACCAACGAAGAAUGUUCAGUAAAUAUGAAACUUCAUAUCACGAACAGCCCAGUGUAGACAUACCGCAUUAUGAUGACAUUGUUUUGUAUAAAGGGUCUGAACCUGCAUCCCAAGUGUCCAGUUCGACAGAUAGCGGUUAUGGGCAUAACAUUAUUGAAAGAAUGCUGGAGACUCAAAGGUUCUCUGGUUCAAAGGGUUCCGCCUCUCCGGACCAGUUCAAUUCGGACAGCACCUGCACUUCCUCUUCUCACCAGGACACUGGGGACCAGUAUUCAAGGGGGACCACUCCAGUCAACCUCUUAGACUCCCAGCCUAGAGAGCUCCAAGGUCAAGGGUCAAGGCCAGAACGGUUUCGUGUGAAAAUAACUAAGAAUCCGGGUUUAGGAUUCAGCAUAGCUGGGGGCAUAGGAGCCUAUGGCAAUCCAUUCCGUUCCAACGACUUGGGUAUAUUUGUGACCAAGGUGCAGCCAAGGGGCCCAGCAGCUACUACCCUACAGAGAGGGGACAAACUACUUGAGGUGAAUGGUAUUGAUUUCCAAACUAUCGAGCACAAGUCUGCAGUAAACAUCUUAAAGACCAUAGAGAGUGCAGCGUCCCUGUUUGUGGAAAGGGAGACAACCAGCUGACAGGAGGAGCAGCAGGCUGUUACCUGGAUAUAGUCAUGGCAUGAUUGCCUCCCUUAGACCACUAGAUGCCAUUAAAAGCAACGAUAUUCAUUGGCUCAACAUUUUUGCUAUUUGAGUGAAUCACUAUGAACAAAAAUAUUACAGACAUGAAACUGAAAUAUAUAAUGAAUGCUUAUUAUUUGAUGAAUUUCAUUUGUAUAAAGUUAUUCACUUAAAUAGUAUGAACUUCUGUUUAUGAGUAUUUUGAAGUUUUUAACAAAUUUAGUGGUCCAUGAGAGAUGAUGUCCUAUGCCUAUGUCUGGUAAAGUCUGCUGCGAAUGUCGUCCUCUGUAUAUAUGUACAUACUUGGUACCAUUCAUUUCAAGUACAGAUGUCACCAAUGCACCCGCACCAGCCGUAUGCUCAAAACUUAUAUUCUUAUGUUGGAUAAUGUAUGGCUGUAUGAAUUAUUUGUUCUACACACUUAUUUGAGCAAAGAAGCCCUUCUGUUUCUUCCAGGAGUAAAUGAAUUGAGUACAUUUCACAAGUUUACUUUAAAAUUGAUUUUCAUACAUGAUCUUAGCUGAACUGAAUACAAAUCAGAAUCAGAAAUGUAAACCUCUAGUUGUCCCAUGUUCCAGUGCAUUUUGUUUGUUGAAAUGCUAAUAGUGUACUAUGCACAUGUUUAUUUUGAUCUCAUUGUGUCUUUACAAUAGAUUAUGUCUCUUGUGUAUGUUUUUUAUACCAACAUAAGUAUGUUAAAGCAAAAUGGAUUUUUAUAUUUAUAGUUAGUGUAAUGCCUGUGAAAAUAAAACUAUUGAAACAUGAAUGUGUAAAUAUAUAAUGUUAUUUAUUGUAUCAUCGUUUUCAUGUUGGAAAUAGCAGUAUGGUGCUAGUUGAACACUACUUUAGUAAUUUAAAAAUUUUGCAUUUAUGUUUAUUUUAAAGUCUAUGCAUUUGGAAUUUGUCCCGCAUCAAUAUUCGGACAGAAUUGUUCCUACGUUUUUUUUCCUUGUUUUCAUUUAUUACAUGAAUUCUUCUUUCUUUGAAACAACUGUUUUAAUAAAACAACAAAAGUUAAGAGUUUGUAUAUGGUAAGAUUCUAAGAUCAUCUGAGCACGUCUGAUCAUCUGUUGUCUGUUAACAAUUUGUUUAACCCUUUACUGCUUAGAUACGAAUUUUACACAUUUGUAGUUCGUAUGAAAAUAUCAUUUAAUUCAAGACCUAUCUUACUAAAUUCAAGUUGUAAAGGCUUCAUUUCCAACCCUUAGAUACUGAUGAGCAGCAAACAGCAUAAAACCUAAACAGACUCACUUUGCUUCUGAGAGGGAAAGGGUUAAACACUUUAGAGGCCAUGUUUAUGCCCAAUGGUAUCUAAUUUGGUCAGAGCAUUUGUUUUCUUAAUAUCUCCUCAAUAUUCGCAAUGGUUUCAUGUUUGGUUGUUAAAACUAGAGUAAGUGAAAAAAACUUAUAAACACUCUAGAAGUCACACAUUUUGCUUCAACAACAGGAAACUUGGUCAAUAAUUUGUUGCAAUGAUAUCUUAUACUAGUACAUUUGUAUUUACUUUGGCUUAAGAAGUCACAUUUUUUGCAAAUCAGCUUGACACUUGGUCAGAACAAUAGUAUUAAUUAUAAUUCAAGCAUGGUUAUAAAAAUACAACCAUGAGAGAGCAGUGCAGUUUUUGCCGUAUGGUUAUAUUAAAAACUAUAAAGGCAUGUUAACAAAGUAAUACUAUAUUAUACUUUAUAUGUCCUUAUAGCAUGAACUCAAGAGUGGGUCCUUGGACCCUAUUGAUUGUGUGUGUUUUAUUAUUAAAGCAUAUCAAAAUCAUGAAAUAACCAUAUCCAACCAUAAAUAUUCCAGCAAACAUAUGAGCGGCGUUUUGAGAAAACUGGGCAUAAUGCAUGUGUGUAAAGUGUUGUCCCAGAUUAGCCUGCACAGUCCACACAGGCUAAUCAGGGAUGACACUUUCCGACUACAUUGGAUAUUUGCUAGAAAGAGACUUCAUUUAAACAAAAAAUGUCAUAAAAGCAGAAAGAGUUGUCCCUGAUUAGCCUGUGCGGACUGCAUAGGCUAAUCUGAGACGACACUUUACGCACAUGAAUUAUGCCCAGUUUUCUCAGAACACGACUCGUAUCAAUAAAAAAGACUGGUUAAAUCAUUCUUGUAAGUUAUGUUUUGAAACUCAAGUUAUCAUUGUCUGUUCUUAAAUUGUAUGCGUCAAAACUGUUCCAUUAUAAAUACGGUUUGUGUUUUGAAUGUGCUGAACUUUUUAUGUCCCCCACUAUGGGGGACAUAUUGUUUUUGCCCUGUCUGUUGGUCUGUCUGUUUGCGCCAACUUUAACAUUUUGCAAUAACUUUUGCUAUAUUGAAGAUAGCAACUUCAUAUUUGGCAUGCAUGUGUAUCUCAUGAGUGUUGAAAGGUCAAGGUCAUCCUUCAAGGUCAGAGGUCAAAUAUAUGUGGCCAAAAUCGCUCAUUUUAUGAAUACUUUUGCAAUAUUGAAGAUAGCAACUUGAUAUUUGGCAUGCAUGUGUAUCUCAUGGAGCUGCACAUUUUGAGUGGUGAAAGGUCAAGGUCAUCAUUCAAGGUCAGAGGUCAAUUAUAUGGGGCUAAAAUCGCUCAUUUUAUUAAUACUUUUGCAAUAUUGAAGAUAGCAACUUGAUAUUUGGCAUGCAUGUGCAUCUCAUGGAGCUGCUCAUUUUGAGUGGUGAAAGGUCAAGGUCAAGGUCAUCCUUCAAGGUCAGAGGUCAAAAAUAUAUGUGGCCCAAAUCGCUUAUUUUAUGAAUACUUUUGCAAUAUUGAAGAUAGCAACUUGAUAUUUGGCAUGCAUGUGUAUCUCAUGGAGCUGCACAUUUUGAGUGGUGAAAGGUCAAGGUCAUCCUUCACAAGGUCAAGGUCAUCCUACAAUGUCAAACAUCAUAUAGGGGGACAAUGUGUUUCACAAACGCAUCUUGUUUAGUCAGAAAAAAUUUAAGAUUACUUAUGUGUCUUCUUUAUUGUCAAUGGCAGCUGCAUUUCAACGGUUGAAGGUGAGACUGCUGUAUCUAAUAUGGAAAUAUAAAACAGGUACAACAGUCUCACACUCAGCACUUGUUUUUGUUUUGACUUGUACAUAUAUUUUGUAUAUAUAUUAAUAGUACCUAUAAAUGUACUAUCAGGUUAACCACGAUGAAAAAACAAUACUUGUAAAUAUGUUGUCUCUGUAUGACAUGAAUUUGGUUGAUGAAUAGUUUUAACAUAUUUUAAAGUUUUAACAAAAUAGUGAAAAUAUUUAUCGUGCUACAGUGAUUAUAAUUACCUGAUUGUUGGAAUUUUUCAGUAUUUUAAUGUUUAUCAUUGCAAAACAGUGUAAGAAAAAUCAUAUUGUUAGUUUUAUAUAAGUUAUUGCAAUGGAAUGGUAAAAAUGAAUAAAAUGUUGAAACUGUG
This is a messenger RNA of Dreissena polymorpha, 7764 nucleotides long. Its product is annotated as erbin-like. Gene Ontology annotation, cellular component: postsynaptic density; postsynaptic membrane; adherens junction. Gene Ontology annotation, molecular function: protein binding. The coding region runs from base 606 to 4355 and encodes 1249 amino acids. The record is from RefSeq and is a predicted model, not a curated record. NCBI's taxonomy places the organism in Eukaryota, Metazoa, Mollusca, Bivalvia, Myida, Dreissenidae. The transcript is spliced from 23 exons. Gene Ontology annotation, biological process: neurotransmitter receptor transport postsynaptic membrane to endosome; neurotransmitter receptor transport, endosome to postsynaptic membrane.